AUGCUUUUAUCCCGACCAAAGUCUACAAUGCAAAUGGCUAUAGUGCGGUCAUUAUUACGAGGGGAGGCUGUUGACGAUGAUUCAUUUGAAAGCUCACGCGAUAGACGCAGGAAUCUGCCGCGUACAUCGAAAAGGACACAGAAUAUGAACCGAAAGGAAUGCUGUCCGUCAGUUUCGGAGAAAAUCGCUCCGCUUGGAGGAAUCUCUCGCCGAGGGAAACUGCUGCAGUUGUUUCGUGACGAAGACACCGUACAGAGGUUCUACCAGUCCCGUUGUUCGUCGGGCGUCGCAAAUAGACCGUGCCAGUACAUCGAUAGGGAGUAUACAUCGAAAUGUGUCCAACUCGCAUCAAUAUUUAUAUUUGACCAAAAGGCUAAUAUGAAGGGGAUUAUUUUAACAGUUGGUUCUUUGAAAGAAAUGAUGUUUAUCUCUCCUUCUCAAUUUCUUUCUUUCUUUCUUUCUUUCUUUCUUUCUUUCUUUCUUUCCAGAUCUAUCUAUCUAUCUAUCUAUCUAUCUAUCUAUCUAUUAGUUUCUAUCUGUCUAUUCACCAACCUCUAUCUGUUCAUUAUCUAUCUAUCUAUCUAUCUAUCUAUCUAUCUAUCUAUCUUUCUGAUUAGAAUUUCUUACUCAGACUUUAAAGAGUUGAUUCUUUCUUCUGUCCUUCAUUCCUUUCUACCCGUUCUAUUCAACCAACGUCCAUAG
Acanthosepion pharaonis is the source of this 702-nucleotide messenger RNA. The record is from the annotation of a GenBank genome assembly. NCBI's taxonomy places the organism in Eukaryota, Metazoa, Mollusca, Cephalopoda, Sepiida, Sepiidae.